AUGGCUCAGAGUAACAAAGACGGGAUGGCGAGCUUGGAGGCGCCGACAAGGGCUCUUUUGAACAUUGCGACUCAAGAUGAAACUGCGGACAGCUUCUCAUUCUCCCAGAAAGAAACAGAGAUCUUAGAGCUCUACGACCGUAUCUUCGAGCAGAAGCUGGAAGAAGCACUGCUGAACCACCAGCUCCCUGAAGAUACGGAAGUGGAUGACGUUGACGCGAAACUGGCAGAGGCAGAGCGCGAACUACUCGAAGUCAGGGCAAGGCUCUCAGUCCAGAGAAAGGUGGUAGAAAGUGUCCUCAUGACUGAGCCUAGCCUACAAGCAGUUCACUCAGCGCCUUCAUCACCGCUUGACAAGGCCCUUCUUCAGCUCAUCAACAAGCGAGAUAUUCUAUCACUCGCCUAUGAGAAUAUCUUGACAACACAUACUACCUGUAUCCGAGAACUAUCAAAUGCCGAAGUCUCCAAUAUCCAAAGCAUCAAGCAGAAUCAGGAGCUGGUUCAAUCUCUGCUUAAACUUACUAGGAAUGAGAAGUCGGCAGAUGAGGAGAUACCUGACCAGGAGCUGAAAGAGGAACUAAAUAGCUUAAUAUCCGAGAACAAGCAGAAAAAGGCACAGUGGACGCGCAUGAAGCGCAUAGUCAGUGCUUCUAUCGCUGCCAGUGGAGUCGACUGGGCUAGCGACGAGAAGCUCGAAAGACUUGUUCUGGAUGAUGAUGAGUUGGAUGAUGUCUGA
Messenger RNA from Nannizzia gypsea CBS 118893, 735 nucleotides. RefSeq lists its product as hypothetical. Gene Ontology annotation, cellular component: kinetochore. Gene Ontology annotation, biological process: kinetochore assembly. Bases 1 to 735 code for a protein of 244 amino acids. NCBI's taxonomy places the organism in Eukaryota, Fungi, Ascomycota, Eurotiomycetes, Onygenales, Arthrodermataceae. The transcript is spliced from 3 exons. The record is from RefSeq and is a predicted model, not a curated record.